This is a messenger RNA of Micropterus dolomieu (smallmouth bass), 3124 nucleotides long. RefSeq names its product protein inscuteable homolog (gene insc). Gene Ontology annotation, molecular function: cytoskeletal adaptor activity; protein binding. The transcript is spliced from 12 exons. Gene Ontology annotation, cellular component: apical cortex. Gene Ontology annotation, biological process: regulation of asymmetric cell division; asymmetric cell division; establishment of mitotic spindle orientation. The record is from RefSeq and is a predicted model, not a curated record. The coding region runs from base 1 to 1578 and encodes 525 amino acids. Lineage: Eukaryota; Metazoa; Chordata; Actinopteri; Centrarchiformes; Centrarchidae.
AUGAUUGACUCUAUUACCCGCAUGCAGUGUCUCCAGGUCGACUCAGUCCAGCGCUGGAUGGAGGACCUCCGACACAUGACGGAGGUGGAGUGUAUGUGUGUCCUCCAGGCCAAACCCAUUGGGGUGGAGGAGGACGCCCAGCAGGGUGAGCUGAUUGUGGCCUCCGGGGUCGGUGGAGGGGACCACGUGGCCAGGAACAAUCUGCAGACGCUCCUCCGCCGAGCGCUGGUGGUCAGCACGGAGCUCGGUAAGAUGUUCCAGCGACUGGAGAAGGGACGCUGGCAGAGGGUCCACAGCACCGCCGUAAGGGCGAACUGCCACGUGCGUUCACUGGUACACGAGUACAGUGCAGCCCGAAGCACACCACCGGAAAUGCAGAAGUAUGAGAAAUCUCUUCUGGAAAAGUGUAUGGAGCUGACCAAUAUUACAGAGAGGUGCCUUCACACAGAUGAUGAGUUCUUCCUGAAGUCCAUGAGGGAGGCCAUCCACGAGAUCCUUACAGAUGUCAGUGAUUCCUUCAGCAACAUGAUUGACAUGGCUUUAGCCAAUGAGAUCCGGGUCCUGAUUAAACAGAUUGACUCAUCAGACAAUGUUCACACUAUCGGAAGUGCCAUUAGCAACCUGCUGUCACUCACUCAGGAUGGACCUCAGCUCUGCAGCAUCAUUGCCAAGGAAGGAGCUGUGGUAGCCCUGUUUAAGAUCUGCAGGCAGGACCGCUUCAGAGACCUUUAUGCUCACGCUCUGAGAACAGUGGCCUCCAUCUGUUGUGUGGAAGAGGGCAUCAUCCAACUAGACAAGGUGGAUGGGAUCCUGUGCCUGGCAGACAUCUUGACUGAUGAAAACAGCGUGGAAGCAGCCAGGGCCGAGGCUGCGGCAGUCGUGGCUCAGAUCACCUCACCGCACCACACGUCCACACAGCACCUCGCCAGCUUCCUGGAGAGCAUGCACGACAUUGUCACUGCGCUCAUCAAGUUGUGCCAGAGCGCCUCAUGUGGUGAAGUAUUUCUCCUGGCGUCAGCAGCCUUGGCCAAUAUCACCUUCUUUGACAGCAUGGCCUGUGAGAUUCUCCUGCAGCUGAAUGCCAUCCACAUCCUGCUGCAGGCAUGCAAAGACCGCCAGAGAGUGGACACGCCCUACUCCAAAGACCAGGUGGUGACAAUCUUGGCAAACCUGUCAGUCUUAGAGCAGUGUGCUUCUGAAGUCCUGCAAGACCAAGGAAUAGAGCGACUACUGCUGCUGCUGGCAGAAAAGCCAUCCUCCUCUAGUCCAUCAGAGGGCGCCGCCUGCGAGCGUGUCCAGCAGAAAGCUGCUGUCACACUUGCCCGUCUGAGCAGAGACGCUGACGUGGCCCAAACAGCCAUUCAACUAAAAGCUGUUCCUCGUCUUAUUGAACUGUGUCGCUCCCCUACUGAGAGAAAUAACAGUGACUCAGUGCUGGUGGCUUGCUUGGCUGCCUUGAGGAGGCUGGCAGCAGGGUGUCCAGACAGCAUCGAGGCAGCCGACCACCAGCAGCUGAUCAAACCACGGCUAGUCGACUCUUUCCUGCUGUGUUCCAAUAUGGAGGAGAGCUUUGUAUGAUGGCCCGUAUACUGAAGACUGAUGGUGGACAGUUGAACUCGUGUACAAGAUCAUGACGUGUACUGUUUCUUGACACAGAGAGGACUAAUGGGCAGUGUCACUCCAAAACAUUGCAUCUAUUUCCUGACUGGAGCUUUAGUCUGUCACUUCCUGUGUCCUGGGAUGAUUUUUCUGUCCAGAUUUCAUCCUGGACAUCAUUGGGUGAAUGGAGUGAAACUACAAUGUACAUAAAGUAGCGCUCAGUGAUCACAUUAAAUGCAAUGAAUGUGUACUGUGUUCUAGAAAAGGUCAAUUGCUUAUUUUAUUCCACUGGGAAUUUCACAUCAGUAAUACUUUUAUGAGAGUAGGUGCUUCUUUUUGAAAAUGAAAGUAUAACCUGUUCUGAAAUGAAACACUUUAUAUGCUACCACUGUGCAAUUUAUAUGUUCUUGUCUAAAGAUAAUGUAUCCAAAGUAUUUUUGCUGACUGAGAACAGAGAAAGAACUUUCACAAAAGUGUAGAUACUGUUAAAUGCCUCUGACACUAAUGAUCAUCUGAAACAUUUAGCAUUGGUGUACCAAGAUGUGUGUUUAAUUCUUUUCAACUCUUUUAUUGUUGGUCUGUUAAAAAAUAUUUUUUAAUGUUUUCUACCGGCAGCCACUUUAUUUGGAGAAUCAUUUACAACUAAAUUAUUAUAGCUAGAAGAACUAUGACAUGUUUUCAAUUUGUUAUUUGUGUACCAUUAUUGACAGGUCACUAUUAGUAUUUAAAAUGUUUCAUUAAGGCAUAUGGCAACAUGAUAUUUUGUUCUUGGUGCACAAUGUAUUGUUUGUUAAAGCAACAUUAUGUAAGUAUGUAUGUGUUUUUUAUGUGAUUUGGCGCCCCUACCCUUUCAGUGAGAGUGUAAUUCACCACUGUUGUAAAUAAGGACAAGCUAGCCAACAAAGCUAGACACCAACUGACGCAGGAGUACUUACAGUAACACAACUGAUGUCUGAGUGUGUUAUCUAGUAAGUUUGCUAACAUAACUCUAGAUUUAUAGCUAGUGGUUAAACCUCUGUCUGUGAAAUGUGUGGCUGAUUUUGCUUGAGGCGAAAACUUUGCUAACACAGCCAAACAUCAAGCAAACGCAACAACUCAAGACACGGCAAGCCAGCUAAUUAGAUAUAACCUGCUAGUCCAACAGCAAGAAGGCCAACUCAGCAUCUGUCCUGCAUUCUUUCAGCUCUUUUAGCUCACGCCAACGAGUAACAGCCAGUCCGAUAUUUACUCUUGUCCAGUUGCUUGCUCGUCACUGUCUCUUUUUCUUUUCCUUGCUUCCAGCGACAUCGUGUUUGGUCUCUUCGCAGCCUCUGCUAUGAUAUCUAUACAGUUACAGGGAGACAAUGAUAGUGAUGUCACUCACCCUAUUACAAAUCCAUGUAUCAUCAAAAUGAUUUUGAAGUUGUUUUUAAGAUAAAAAUACUACAUAAUGUUGCUUUAAAGUGUAUUGUAUGGCGUGUUGAGUUAUUAUCUUGAACAUACUUGCCAUUAAUCUCAAAUAUCAUAUUUGCCACUGGAAAAUGAG